Strongylocentrotus purpuratus (purple sea urchin) is the source of this 1825-nucleotide messenger RNA. Its product is annotated as ADP-ribosyl cyclase/cyclic ADP-ribose hydrolase-like. The coding region runs from base 91 to 1194 and encodes 367 amino acids. The record is from RefSeq and is a predicted model, not a curated record. Gene Ontology annotation, molecular function: NAD+ nucleosidase activity; phosphorus-oxygen lyase activity. NCBI's taxonomy places the organism in Eukaryota, Metazoa, Echinodermata, Echinoidea, Camarodonta, Strongylocentrotidae. Gene Ontology annotation, cellular component: plasma membrane. Gene Ontology annotation, biological process: positive regulation of B cell proliferation. The transcript is spliced from 8 exons.
CCAACAUUACCCAUGCACCUUGGACUCGGAAUUACCCAGACAUACUAGUAUAUAGCCGCGGAUUUUAAUUUUAAAUUCAUUAUUGGUUGGAUGCAAGUCCCAACUGGACUUCAAAACAUUGGUACCUUUUCACUGACCCGGGGUUUUCGAGGCAAGAGUUACAGUAUUUUGUUUAAUUCACAGUGCUUGAUCUUUACUGGAACGGAUCAAAACUUCGAAAUGGGCAUCUACACGAUAUUCCUCUACUUGUCACCAAUACUGGCGGUGACCGUUGCCUAUAACAACCCAGGCCCAGGGACCACGCACAACAUUACUGACAUCUUGAUCGGUAGAUGCGAGGAAUACCGGAAGUGCCUCCUGGGGGAGCCAUGUCUCCCGUCCUAUCGUAAUGUCAACUGUCUUGCAGCAGUGGAGUCGUUUUUAGGAGGCAUUCGCAAUGUGGAUCCAUGUUCUACCCCAGACAACGCAUAUGAUGAAUUCUUCAAAAUGGUCCCGCCCACCACAGUUCCUAACACGACAAUGUUUUGGUCGGGUGUUAUCGGCACCAACGUACCACAGGACGUUGCUCAGGUCACCCCUAACUUCAACGUGCUCGAUGAGACAUUCCCGGGUUACAUGACCGGUAACCUAACCUGGUGUGGCGCUACGGACGGUGAUGACACGGGACUUGGACUCAACUUCACUGUCUGUCCUGAAUGGAAAAGUGAAACAUGUCCCAAUAAUACCAAAGUGAUAUUCUGGUCUAAGGCAUCCAAUAUGCUAGCAACGCAAGCUGUUGGUGACGUCUAUGUUGUUUUGAAUGCGCAAAAACCUGGCGGGGCUUUCAGCAAUUAUAGUUUCUUCGCCACGGAAGAAGCACCUAAUCUCAACCCGGACGUAGUCACAAAUGUCACCAUCUAUCUCAUCCCAAACUUCACUCUUCCGAUUCCGAAUGAAAUGUAUGCAGAGACGUGCACCAAUGGAAGCGUUUUGUACUUGCGGAAUUACUUGAUGAACAGGAAUUUUAAUGUGAAAUGUGAGGAGAACCCUAAGGAAAUCAUGUGGCUCCAGUGUGCUCGGUUUGCAGAUAGUCCAUACUGUGGGCCAUACGCCAAAGGUACCCCGGUAGUGGCCGCAUCAAUAGUGGUUAUACUGCUUCAAGUCGUUUUCGCUAUGUCUCUCAGUGGUUGGAAUACAAUAUCUACUACCCUAUAGAGAUUGGGAUGGUUCUUCGCGAAAUCCUAGUUUGCUUGCUUCGAAUAAAAUCAGAAAAUUAUGUUUAAAAGUAAUUAGCGAUUGUUAACGAAAUGGAAACAAAGGAACGGGAAAUUACGAAAUGUUAACAAUCGCUGACAUUAUUUUUUUGAUUCUACAUGUAUUUGUUUUAAAUGAUAGUUUAGAGAGAUUUGUGUAAAUUUAUAGAGACAGUAUAUACAUUAGAAAUCGCUAAUCUGCUAUUGGUCACAAAUAUUGAUAAGAGGGUGAUGUUAUCAAAUGAUUCCUCUUUAGUCGUUAGUGUAUGAGAACUAAUAUUUUUUUUAUUUUUAAAGUUCUAAGAAUAAACUAAAUCAAAUGAAUAGUGUUGUUAAUUCUUGGUUUCAUGUUGUAAACAUUAGUCCACGCCCUUUAAUCAAAACUAAAUUCUAAACACUAAAAUAAGCCGGGUAAAAUGUUACCCAUCAGUUAUUGGGUAAACUUUACCAAACUUUUUGCAGAGCGUACUGUGUCUUGAACUUUUCAGACAUUUAGAUAUUCUACUCAACAAAUGGAUAGCUGUUUAGAGGUGGUUACAUUCCGAAUACAUAAUUUGGGGUUUCUUUUGUACGCAGAAAACCUAAAUUUUGUA